ACGCCAGGGCCUGAAAACAAACCUUGUACAAAUGUGUGUGCGACCAGUAGCUUUCACUCUCUGUUUUUAAUAUUUUUUGCUGAAUUUGAAGCUGUGGAUCAACACUCAGCUUUUAGCAGUGACAUUUUUCGGGGCGCUGCGAAACUUAAUGUUUGUUUGAACAACUUGUAUCUGAAGCUCCUAAAGAAGGUAUAUCUGAACCGUGUGAAGAGCCUGUGGUUUGUCUCUUAUGGAAGGACUACACCAGGAAACUAAACAAUGACAGGUGGACGUCGUAAACCAAGGAAAAGAGAACCUAAAAAGGCAUCUAAAGAGGAUGUUAUUACGAAUCCUGCCUCACCUCCAUCUGCAGAGGAAUCGGUUGUUGGGCCAAGCAACGAUCUGUUUCCUUCCUUACAAUCUACACCAAAAAGAGGAAAGAGAAAAAGAGGACUGGUCCAAACAAUCAGCCUGACUUCCACACCAGUCCACAGCUCCAGCACUGACGACGCAUCCAACAUUUCUCACUCCACUCCACAAACAAAUGGCACGCAGCAGGACACUGAAGUGACCACUAAUCCAAAGAUGUCAGAGGCAAGCUCACCGUGCUCCAGCUCAACGCCGCAAAUCAGAAACACCAGGAGCCGUUCUUCUAAGCCGAGACGAAAGGGAGCCAAACGGCAAGCUGUUGUCAGUGGCUCUACGGUCAAGCGAGGACGUGGGAGGCCUCGCAAGGCUGAAGCUGGAACUUUCAAAAGCGAAAUAGUUCAGCCUGUUAAACGCUCAAGACCAAGAUUUGAACUUCAGGAGCCUGAUUCCUCAGAGCAAGAGCCCAUCGUCCAAGAAGACGAUUCCUUGCUGUCUUCAGAUCUGUCCAUAGAGCUGAGUCAAUAUGAAGAGCAGCUGCCGCGUUUGUCCUUUCAGGAAGAGAAGAGCGAUGACGAAGAGGAAGAGUUCCCAAGUUUCUUAACAAGGAACGAUAAACAGCCUACAUCCGUGAAAGAGGGAGCGUUUGUGUGGUGCAAAUUCAGACAUCAUCCACACUGGCCUGCAUGGGUGAAAAGUGUGAACCGGAAACGCAAGAAAGCGAGCAUCAUUUUUGUCGAUCAGGCCUUCAUAGACACUCAGAGAAACAAAGGAUUUGUUUUGGCUUUGAAAUCCAUGAAACCGUUUGACUGUGAAGAAGCAGAUGAGCUGAUGUCUAAAGCCAAAGAAUUGUAUGACGCUGCUGUUACAUGGUCCUCGGAACUUAUAGAGGACUACAGAAUCCGGAUUGCAUGUGGCUCAUUCUCUGGCUCCUUCAUCGAGUAUGUCAAUCAUGACAUGAGCAAUCCAGUUCGGAGGAAGUAUCCGCAGGCAGAAUCAGAGAGACUAACCAUAGCCAGUGACAGCAUAGUGUUUGAUUUAUGUGACGAUGGCGGCGAGUGUCGCACUGAGAAGGAGGAAGAUGUUUGCAGAAGCAGAAAGAGGCUGCUGCCGGACCGCACCCUUGCAGCUUAUAACCGUGCCAAUGAGAAGCUGGUUUAUUUCAUUGUCAAGCAGCGCAUGGUGGAACCCCACCUUCUGGCUGUGAUCAGUGGGCAGCAGCAGUCCAGAUGGCUGCACGCUUUUCUGAGAGCCAAGCGGAGACGGGUGGUGAACACGUACCUGGAAGACGACCAACAGUUGGACCAGGUCUACAGGUACUUAAGCAAGCUGUACGCAACCACUAAGUCCCCUUCCCUAGCUGAGGUGAAACAAAUCGAGGACGUCCCUUUUGUUCUGGAUGUCCUUCUACCCGAGGCUAUCAUCCAUGCUAUUGCUGGGGUGGACAAUAUUUCGGUGAAAAAGGCUGAAGAAAAGUACCUUAAAGGACGAUGUAUCAGUAACAGAGAAAAGCAAGAGUUUGAAUUGAUGAUUGAACGUCAAAUGAGGAAUCAAUGUCAGAACACAACAAUUGAACUGUACUCCGAUCCAAUCAGUUAAUCUUUUGUGUAUGUGCGUGUUUAUAUAUAUAUAAAUUUUUAUUAAUAAUGUCUCAACACCUGUGUGCUUUACUAAAAAACAAAUCAUAUAUAUUUUUUAAUUUGUGUUCUCAAUCUUCCUUGUAAUCAGUUUUGAGUUAAACUGGAAAAUAACAUUUAAGCUUUUAAAAUGUGUCAAGUGCCAAAUUACCUAGUUCUGAUAGUAUGUUUGAUGCCAAAUAUUUCAAUAUAUCGCUAGUUUUUUUUAAACACGUUUUUUAGGUAAAAUCUAUGUUUUACAGUGUAUUUCCUGAAGAUAAGUGUUGAACAAAAGAGGAAACUCACAAAGCAGCUGCAGCCUCUUAAGUUUAAACCUUUCAUAUUUCCAUUCUUCAUGUUUGCAUC
Messenger RNA from Austrofundulus limnaeus, 2327 nucleotides. Its product is annotated as PWWP domain-containing protein MUM1. The record is from RefSeq and is a predicted model, not a curated record. Lineage: Eukaryota; Metazoa; Chordata; Actinopteri; Cyprinodontiformes; Rivulidae.